This is a messenger RNA of Pistacia vera, 1990 nucleotides long. RefSeq lists its product as uncharacterized. The record is from RefSeq and is a predicted model, not a curated record. The transcript has 3 exons. NCBI's taxonomy places the organism in Eukaryota, Viridiplantae, Streptophyta, Magnoliopsida, Sapindales, Anacardiaceae. Bases 255 to 1592 code for a protein of 445 amino acids.
CGAGCUUCUUACCUGGAGAUAUCCACGCCUAGAAGCUGCCUCCCUCUUUCUUUUAUUCCUUCUUCUCAUCCCUUUAAAUUUGCAUCCUUCCUUUCACUUCUCACUUCCCACCUUCCUAUACUUCACCCUUAACUACUUUAAAUCUCUUUGCUCCAAGAUCAUUUCAACCUCUUUCUCUUUCUCUCGUCUUUUGAACUCUCUUUUCUCCGCUUACGUUCUCAGUAAUUAAAUCUUGUUCUCAGUUUGUAUAAUUUAUGAUCAUGUCGUCUUCAAGGACUUCAUCAUCACGUUCCAAUUACACAAACUCCAAGCUAAGAAAGCAAUUUUCAUUAGAGCGUAGACCUCAAAUGCUUAAAGAUUUUCUCAUUGACGAUUCGCAUUCAUACCCUUCAAGCGGAUUCAAGUCCUUUCCUAGGCGACUUGAAGAUCGUAGUAUGCGAUAUCUCAUCCAAAUCGAUGUCAAUGCAGAAAGAAAUCAUUCAUAUUCAAGCAACACAAAGAGAUUACUAAGAAGCCGAUCAAAAGCAGCAGCCUCAACAACAAUCUCAGCCUUUCAAGCCAUUAUCAACACCGUCAAAAACAUCCAAUUCAAUGCUGUUAAGUCUCCUUCAAUUUUACCAAGAAGCUUUUCUCUUAGGCUGUCAAAAAAGCAUAACAAAGAAAUCAAGAGCAGUGAGAAGAAAGAAACUGAAAUCAAAAUGACAGUUAGAAUCAAAGAUAUCAUACGGUGGAAGUCAUUCAGGGACUUGGUGGAGGAGGAUCCUCAACCAUCGGAUCUUGCUUACUCUCCUGAUCAUCACCACUGCGCCACAACAACAACGGGAUCCACCAAUAGUCCUUGCAGUAACAGUAACGGGUCUAGUUGGUGUGAAAGUGAUUUUACCGCGGAGGAUUUACCGUCUUGGUGCAGUAACUCGGAGGAUUAUUUACCAGGUGUCGGCAGCGAUUGCAUGAAAGCGACAAAAGAGGCCACGGCUAAUAUUGCGGUGGGACCAAAGGAGUUAUCUUGUGACGAGAAAGAACAGCGGAGCCCUGUUUCUGUUCUUGAUUUUCAAUUUGAAGAAGAUGAAUCCCUAUUAUCUUUCAAUCGAACCCUUGACCAUAUGGAGAAAACAAAACAAAAUCUUAUGCAAAGGAUUCAAUGCUUUGAGGGUUUGGCCAAAGUAGAUCCUUUCAACCUAGAAGAAUGGAUGUCAAUGGAAGAAAAUGACGAUGUUUCUGAUGAAGAUAAAGAAGUAAAUGAUGUUGAAGAGACGGCAAUGCGGCUACUGAAUCAUGUCAAAGCUACAAGUUCAAUGGGGUAUUGUGAAGACAAUGUUGUUGUAGAGCAACUGUUGUUUGAUUUCUUUAUGGAUGAAUUAUCUACAAGAAACGAUGAGAUUGACAGCGAGAUGAUUGGGCAAGCAAAAAGAUGGAUUAAUGGGGAACACAGUUGUACAAUGGAUUGGGAAGAAUAUGUUAAAGGAAUGGAUAAAAAAUUUGGGAAGUGGAACAAAUUUGAGGAGGAACAAGAAGAAAUGGCUUUGCAAAUUGAGAUUGUAAUGUUGAACCUUUUAGUGGACGAGGCAUUGGCUGAUUUCUUAGUAAGCUGAAUGUAAAGACUAAAGGACAUGUACACAGAGGCACAACUGGUGCCAACCGUAUGCCCAUGUGGCCACCAGCCCGUUCUUUGGGCCAAGUUAGAGUCAAACGGAAAUGGGCUCAACUUGAUCAGUCAAAGAGUUCAAAUAGAGCAUAGAACACGAAAGUUCCAAAAAGUAGAAAAGGUUUAUAAUAAAAAUUAUUUACAGAUUUUCCAGCUGUAUGGGGUAGUUGACUGAAGUCCAAAGGAAAGUACUCUAGUCUUUCAAGGCCUUAAAAAGCUGCCACGUGGUGAAAUUGUUCGACGUGGCAUAAAGUCCUCGAUUUUGAGACUUGUUGGGUCCUCAAAUCUGAAUUCUGGUUGAAAAAGUAAUGUGCCUUUAUUAAUUGCAGCUUUUCAGAUGACAUU